This is a messenger RNA of Adelges cooleyi (spruce gall adelgid), 2803 nucleotides long. Its product is annotated as ABC transporter G family member 23-like. NCBI's taxonomy places the organism in Eukaryota, Metazoa, Arthropoda, Insecta, Hemiptera, Adelgidae. Bases 167 to 2332 code for a protein of 721 amino acids. Gene Ontology annotation, cellular component: membrane. The record is from RefSeq and is a predicted model, not a curated record. Gene Ontology annotation, molecular function: ATP hydrolysis activity; ATP binding; ABC-type transporter activity. The transcript has 15 exons.
AGUAAAAAAAAAAAAAAAACGAAAUAAAAUCGUCGUCGCCGUCGGUUUUUGUGUGUUAAACUUUCCAUACAGUUUCGUUGUCGACCGAUUAUACGCGCGCAUGUAGUUUCGCUGUUUGGCUCAGCUUGGAAAAACGAUUUUGUCAAUCGCUCCGACGGUUAACGGCAUGCUGCUAACGCACAACAAGAACACGGCGCUGUCGGACAGCCGGCCGUCGGCUGCGGCCACGGACGGCGCACCGUCCGCCGACCCGCAAGCCCCUCAGCAGCGGGCGGCGGUCGUGCCCAGACCCUCUUCGGCCGUGGUCGUGCGGGGUGCUUACAAACAGUACAACCAAAUGGCCGUCCUCAAAGACCUCAACCUAACGGUGCCCGACGGGAAAAUUUACGGUUUACUGGGGCCCAGCGGAUGUGGAAAAACGACAUUGUUGAGUUGCAUAGUGGGAAGAAUUCAUUUGGAUUCCGGUACAAUCAAACUCAAAGGCAAACACAUCGGAGACAUCGGGUACAUGCCCCAAGAAUUGGCCUUACACGGCGAACUGUCGGUCAGGGAAACGUUCAUCUACUACGGUUAUAUAUUCGAUUUGUCCAACAAAGUCAUCGAGAAGAGAGCGCAAGAGCUCAAGAACCUUUUGAAGUUGCCUUCUUACAAACUCAUCCUGAACGACCUGAGCGGCGGACAACAGAGAAGAGUAUCGUUAGCUGUGGCCAUGUUGCACGACCCCAAACUAUUAAUUUUGGACGAACCGACGGUCGGUUUGGACCCUUUAAUUAGUCAAAGUAUCUGGGAAUUGCUGUUAGAGUUGACGUCAAAAGAGGGGAAAACUGUGAUAAUCACAACGCAUUACAUAGAAGAAGCUAAACAAGCGAACAUGAUAGGUCUUAUGAGAAAAGGAACGUUGCUGUCCGAAGCGACACCUACGGAGCUGUUGACUUCGUGCAAUUGUUCGUACUUGGAAGAAGCUUUUUUGAAAAUCUGCCAGAAUCACGUGGAGAAGACGAACAGUUUUAAAAUUCCAGUGAAACAACCGGCCAGAAGGUUUUCCUAUGCAAGAGAUUUGCCUCCUCCGCCGCUGUUCAACAACAAGCUGUUUACCUUCGGCCGUUUCAAAGCGCAGUUGUUCAAAAACGUUUUCCUGCUGAGGCGAAACAUACCUUUCGCGUUGUUCCUGAUAUGCCUGCCCAUCAUACAGACGGCCAUUUUCAACAUCACCUGUGGACACGAUCCCAAAGAACUGUCUUUGGGCGUUUUAAACGAAGAGGUUUCCAACGACUUCGAGGAAUGCGCGAACAUAACGAGAACGCCUACCAACUGCUUCUUGGACGGCGGCAUGGCCGUCAGUUGUCUGGUGUUGGACAAACUCAAGGAAAAAACUUUUCAACUGGUCAAGUUUUCUAACAUUGAAGAAGGCCACGCAGCGGUAAAUGAGAACAAGGUGUGGGGAUUCAUUCACUUUUCGUCAAAUUUCAGUGGCAGUCUCGCAACCAAAUUCAAUACAGGAGUGGAGGCUACCAACGACACUCUAAUGUCGUCCACUGUCGACGCUUGGAUAGACUCUGCUAACAAAUACAUUGCUGAAAUGAUUCGGAGGGACAUUUUAAAUAGCUACGACGAUGUCGUUGAAAACAUAUUGAUGAAUUGUGGCAUUUCCAAAAGAGUCGGUGACUCGCCCAUUCAGAUGCAAGAUCCAGUGUACGGUACGAAAAAUCCAAGUUUCAUACACUAUGCAGCACCAGCCAUUAUAGCACUAUGCGCUUUUUACUUGCCAGCAAUUUAUACCGGAGCUUCGAUUUUGUCGGAAAAAGAGGGAGGUGUCAUUGAUCGAGUCGUUCUCGCUGGAAUGAAUUUUAUUGAAAUUGCUUUGGCUCACGUUACCGUUCAAGUGGUGUUCAUAAUCAUUCAAACUUCACUGGUGAUGAUCGUUAUGUUUUGGUUCUUCCAAAAUCCAUUUGUCGGAGAUUUGUUUCCAGCAUUUUUACUAUUAACGCUCAUUGGGGCCGGCGGCAUGUGUUUCGGAUUUUUCGAAGCUAUUCUGUGCAAAACCAUGACGGAAGCGGCAUUUUUGGGAAUUGGUACAAAUUUCUUGUUGAAAUUCUUAUGCGGAUUGAUAUGGCCAACCGAGGGCAUCCAUUAUUUUCUCCGGAACGUCAGUUACUACUUGCCCUUGACGCUGUCCACGGAAUCACUAAGGUCACUAACAGGCAAAGGGUUGAGCAUGAACCACCCUUCGGUAUACUUGGGAUUCGUAUCCAUUUUGUCGUGGAUAGCCGUGUUUUCGUUGGUGUCGUUUUUGCUGUUGAAAAUCAAAAGAGACAUAUGGACAAAAACAUAAGACGUGAAAAAUAUUAUAUUGCUGUUGUUGUUUUCUUAUUAUUAUUACUAUUUGAAAAACAAUUUUAUUGAAAAAAAAUGUUUCUCUCGCAGCAGACGGUAAUUUUUUACAUUAAAAAAAAUAUUUAUAUAUAAUGUGUAGUACAUGCCUCUCGAUAACAUUAUGUGCACAUCAAUAAUAAUAAUUAUUAUUUAUUAUUUUUUUGUAUAAGACUAUAAGUUCAAAUUUAUAUAUUUUUUUUACAUUAGUUAGUUUACCAUGUAUGGUAAAAACUGUGGUAGGAAACGGAUGUUAUAUUAUAAUUGUUUUAUUCAACUCGCCAUAUUAUACAUAAUAAGUCAUAAUUGUAUCACUUGCUUUGUUGUAUUUUUAAUCAACAAAAGCCGACCUAAUAAAAUCCAUACUCAGUUAAACGUGCAAUGUUGACCCAUUGGCAAGGUCUCUGGUCUCUCCCAUAACUACACUACCGUC